This is a messenger RNA of Lactuca virosa, 684 nucleotides long. The record is from the annotation of a GenBank genome assembly. Lineage: Eukaryota; Viridiplantae; Streptophyta; Magnoliopsida; Asterales; Asteraceae.
AUGGAAAGUGAACCUCCUAAAACUACAGGUGGUCAAUCCUCAACUGACUCUCCCAUCAACGGCUCAAUAUUCAAGGGGGAGAGUUCUUCAGCACCAAAGACAACCGAAAUGUCUUUCGAGGGGGAGAAUCCUAUUCCAUCCCCAACUCAUAAAGAUCCAAGCGAGGGUGACCAUAUAGCUCCAAACCCACCCCGUAAGAGUCCAAUUGAGGGGGAGAGUCCGACUUCCACAAAGAAUGACAACUUUGAUCUUGAUACAGGUUACACUUCACCAGUCGAGGCGGAGAAAGAAACUACAACUGACGAAGGUGAUCAAUCAGAACUUGAAGAAGAAGUAAAUGCAGAGUUGGAUCCAGCCUAUGACCCAAAUUAUCCUCCAUUAGUGAAAUGGACCAAGGAUCAUCCCAAAGCACAUAUCAUUGGUGAAUCAUCUGAGAAAUUCCUAACUCGUUCUCAAUUGAAAGCGAAACAAACUGCAUUAUUCUCUAAAGUUGAAUUUUGUAUGUUCAAUUCGUUUGUCUCCAAAGUCGAACCAAAAACAGUUAAUGUUGCACUUGAUCAUUCUGAUUGGGUUCAAGCAAUGCAAGAUGAGCUUCAUGAGUUCGAAAGAAAUCGAGUUUGGAGGCUGAUUCCCACACCAAAGGAUGCUUCAGAGGUUGGAUUGAAAAUGGGUAUUCAGGAAUAA